This is a messenger RNA of Closterium sp. NIES-67, 4658 nucleotides long. NCBI's taxonomy places the organism in Eukaryota, Viridiplantae, Streptophyta, Zygnematophyceae, Desmidiales, Closteriaceae. The record is from the annotation of a GenBank genome assembly.
CGCGAGCUUCCCGUUUCUCGGCAUCCCUUCUCUCCGCUCUCCCCGCUUCCACUGGUCCAGGUCCGAGUUCUGCACCCGUGCUGGUAGGAUUUGGCUUCCUAGGAUUCAUCUCUCCCUACAGUAUUCUCCACCAACAGCUCUAUCUCUCCGCCAUAGGACGUGGCGAGUGGUGUUCUGCUCAUUAGCCUUUAGAAUGUGGAUUGUACGAGCCGCGUUGCUUGACCUAAAUCUGCGAAAUUUAGGAGUUCCUAACACGUGGCACACUCGAAUGCAUGCCUUCGCGUUGCGGUGACGGAAAGGCAAUGAAACUGAGACACUUGAGCAGGCUGGGAUAGAUAGCGUAGGAAGUGCGUAAGAUUCGGCAAUACUUAGCCGACGACCACUGGUAGGCACGAUGCAACCAGCAGCUGCGAUCCGCCAGGUGGCAACACCUGGCUGGUGUGCUAGUCACGCUAAAGAGCCGCCGAGACAGCAUGAGACGAGCAGCGAUCGCGCGUCGUCAGCUCGCCACGUGGAGGCAGCGCUGCUGCGCUCCUUUCGCCUGCCUCAGAUCCUCCACUCCCUGCAGAAGCACACCCAACCCUCGUUUGAGUCACCUUCCUCCGCGUCAUUUCGUUCCAAAUCUCGACCGUCCGCCGUUACGAUGACGGCCGCGCUAGCUCAGUUAGCCUUCAUCCAAUCAGAGCCGACUAACGGCCACACGCAGCCUAAGUACGGUCCACUUAUGUUGGUCCAGGACCCAGCUACAUCCGAAUUCCACGUCCUUCCUCCUCAGGCCACUGUAGCAGCACAUACUGCCACGCCAUGCCGCCCGCCGGAAGCACCUUUAACGAUAGCCCAGUCCACUCCCGCUAGAGCCGCAUCUGGCGGCGCGACAAGCGGCGGCGAAGGCGGCUCAAGCGACAAUAAGUUUCUGCGCGUAUCGAUCCAGUCCGUUGCGCUCGCGCUGGUGUUCGGCGGCGCGGCGGCGUUUCUCCGCAUGCUGCUGUCCGCGCUGCCCCCGGACUUCCUCUCGCGCUGGAAGAAGCUCUUCGCGGAGCAGCCGCACUUCGACCCCAAGGCCGCCGUCGAAGCGCGCCGAGCCACCGCAAUCUACGACUGCCACGGUGACCUCAUCGCCACCGUGGUUCCCGGCGGGUUCGGCGGGCGGCGGAAGGACGCGAGCAAGGGGCAGGCGCCGUUAAAGCCGACGGAGGUGCCGGCCGUGAUGUGGCAAGCCGUCAUCGCGACGGAGGAUCGGCGGUUCUUCGAACACCAGGGCUUCGACCCCAAGGGCCUGACACGUGCCGUGGUGUCAUUGGCGCGGACGGGAGGCGGGAGUACGAUCACCCAGCAGCUGGUGAAGAACGUGUUUCUGUCGAACGAGCGGCGGUGGACGCGCAAGCUUGUGGAGAUCAUCCUGGCCGUGAUCAUAGAGCGCCGCAUGUCUAAGUGGGACAUCCUGCACCUCUACCUCAAUAAGAUCUACUGGGGCCACGGCGUGGCGGGGCUGGAGGCGGCAGCGGCGCUCUACUUCGGCAAGCACCCGUCGCUGCUCACCCUGGGCGAGUGCGCCAUGCUGGCCGGCAUCAUCCCCGCGCCCGAGCUGCUCUCGCCCUACCGCGACCCCUCCAGGGGUCGCAAGCCCCAGGCGCGGGCGCUGAGGCGCAUGGUGGAGGCGGGCUUUCUGGACAUCGCCACGGCCACGGAGGCCAUGCAGCAGCCGCUGCGCCUGGGCUCCGAGGCCAAGCACGGCACCUCCGGGCCCUGGAGGGCGCCCUUCUUCGUCAGCGAGGUGCUGUACGAGCUGGCGCAGCGGUACGGGCGCGAGGAGGUGCUGCGGGGCGGGCUGCAGGUGCACACGACGCUGGACCUCGCCAUGCAGGACGCGGGCGAGAAGGUCGUGGGCGACGGCACCGCGGAGUACGACAGGGAGAGGGAGGCGGCGGCGCAGAGGGACAUUGCGGCGAUCGCACUGAAGCUGGAGGAGCUCAGGGCCAGGCGGCAGCAGCAGAUACUCUCCACCGUGGCUGCCGCUGCUGUCAAGAGGUCUGCAGAGUUUCGCAAGAAGAACGGCCAAACGCAAAAGACCGUGUCUGAGAUGAUGGAGGACGAGACAGCAGCAGUGGCGCGCACGCUCGAGCGGUUUGCAGCCUUGGAGCGCACGCUGACUACAGCCAUGCAGCGCUAUGAGAAUGAGCUCAGGACCGCCCAGUCCGCCAGGCUGGAAGGAGCGAUGGUGGCCAUGGAUCCGCUAUCCGGCGCCGUGCGAGUGCUGGUGGGCGGCCGCGACUACUACGAGAGCUGCUUCAACCGCGCCACCCAGGCGCUGAGGCCGCCCGGGUCCACGUUCAAGCCCGUGGUGUACCUCACUGCGCUGGCCGAGGGCAUUACUAAGGACUACGUGCUGGUGGACGAGCCAUAUGAGGUGGGCGGGUUCGCCCCGGAGAAUUACGACCGCAAGUUCCGCGGCCCCGUGACCCUGGAGGAGUCCCUGCUCAAGUCGCUCAACGUGCCGACCGUCAAGCUGUGUGCUGAGAUAGGGGUGGACAAGGUGUGCCACAUGGGGCGAGCGCUGGGUAUCAAGACCCCUCUACCGCACGAGCUGGCGCUGUCGCUGGGAGGGUGCGAAGUGACUCCCCUGCAGCUCACCACCGUGUACUGCACCAUCGCUGCCGGGGGCGUGUACCACCGCCCGCACCUGAUUACCCGUGUCGAGUCGUACAACGGGAGAGUGCUGGAGGAGGCCAAGAUCUGCUUGGAGCGCAGGGACCCUGUAGUGGACGAGGCGGCGGUGACGGAGCUGCGCAAGCUGCUGCAGGCGGUGGUGGAGCGCGGCACGGGCAGGGGCGCCCGCAUGGACCGCCCGUGCGCUGGCAAGACGGGCACGUCGGAUGGGCACCGCGACUGCUGGUUUGCUGGCUUCACUCCGCAGCUGGCGUGCGUGGUGUGGCUGGGAUACGACGACAACAAGCCAGUGGGCGGGCUGCACCCCGGCACCGGCUCGUCCCACGCAGCACCGCUCUGGAGCCGCUUCAUGACCCUCGCACACGAGGGGCUGCCUGUGAAAAAAAUCCUCGACGCUGCACGGGACAGGUACACGGGGCGAGCGGCGGGGAGGGAGUUUCAGAAGCGGAGCCGCCGGGCGCAGAAGGUGGGGCUCAGGGAGGUGCGGCGGAGGGAGGGGGGGAGGCGGAAGGGCAGGAGGGAGGCCGUGUGGAAGGACGUGUGGGACUGGGAGAAGGCGAGCAGCGGGUGGGAGGAGCGCGAGAAGAUGGAGGAGUGGGCCGCCGCAAGGAGGGAGAGGGCAGAGGAGAUCCGCGCUCUGAGGGCCAAGGGGCUGUUGGGGGACGAAGGGGAGGAGGUGGGGGAGGAUGACUAUGAGGAGGCGAUUAGAUUCUUUGAGCGCGCUUCUGAGGAGGAGAGGCAGGGUGGCGGACAGAGGGAGAGGAAGAGCAGGGAGAGGGAUGGGGAGAGGGAGGGGGCAACAGGGAGGAUCGUUUCUGCGGCAGCAAUGGCUGCUGCGAAGGGAGACGUGGCUGGGAAGCGAGCGGCGAUGGCGUUGCAGAGCGGUGGUGUGGACAGUGAGAGGGGAGAUGCGGACUUGGAGACGGGCAGGAGGGAAGAGGGUUCUGGGUUUCCUGCCACGGGAUCUGAAGCAAUGCUGGUGCCAUUGCUGCCAGCAGCGACACCAGCAGCGACACCAGCAGCGACACCAGCAGCAGCAGCAUCGAUGGAAGGGCUGACAUGGAGUGAGCGCGUGGCAUCAGCACAGCAGCUCAAGGCCCUUGAAGAAGCAGCUGCCGCGGCAGAGCCAGCUGAGCCUCGUGCCGAACCUCAACGCCCUGAUGCCGAACCUCAGGUGUACUGUGCUGAACCUCAAGCGUCCCUUGCCGAGCCCGGGGCAGCGCCUCUAGCAGCAGUAGUGGAUUCUGAGAAUGCAGCACCCGGCAUCUCGCCCCUGCAGCCGUGGCCUGAGAAACAGGGCGACGGGGAGGCGGCGGAGGGGGAAGUGGAGAUGGAGGCGUGCUGCCCCAUGCCCCCCUGCUCAGGCCUGCUCCCUGCCUGCAGGGAGCCGUCUCUGGAGGGGGGUGUAGAUGCAGAUGGGGGUAAGGAGGACGAGGAAGAGGAGGAGAAGCGGCUCGAGUGGACGAAACGCCUGUUUGUGAAGACGAGGGUCACGGCUCCAUCUGCUGCGUUUGCGCCCCCGUCAUCCUCGUCCUUUACUUAUCCAGCAACAUCAGGGCCGGGCUUCUCAGCAGACGAUAACAGAGAACGCCAGCCCACCUCACUUCCCCUCGUCCCGUCCCCAUCCUCCUUGGGACCUCCAUCCUCCCUUGCCCCCUCUUUCCAGCCUCCGUCGGCUGCCGGAAGGUAUGCUGCUGAUGCCAGUGCCAUGCCUGGCAGCUCAGCAGGGAUGUGGGGGAGCGCAGUGCCACGACUGCAGCAGAAAGGAGCUGGUAUGGGCCUUGAAGGUCGUAGGGACAAGACUACAAGCUCCCCUGCCUUUUUGGAAGAUUCGGUGGCAGUAGUCGGGCAGGUAGGACGUAGGCAUAGACCAGCAGUCCAUUGUAAGUUGUCAAUAGUGUGACUAGAGCCGCCAGAGCGGUGAAUGAUUUGGGGACAGCUAGAGGCACCUUGCAUCCCACAUACUGGUGCACGAAACUGCUAAUUGGAAG